This is a messenger RNA of Dictyostelium purpureum, 1743 nucleotides long. RefSeq lists its product as uncharacterized. The record is from RefSeq and is a predicted model, not a curated record. Gene Ontology annotation, biological process: cell adhesion; proteolysis. The annotation marks the transcript as partial. The transcript has 3 exons. Gene Ontology annotation, molecular function: metalloendopeptidase activity. NCBI's taxonomy places the organism in Eukaryota, Evosea, Eumycetozoa, Dictyosteliales, Dictyosteliaceae. Gene Ontology annotation, cellular component: membrane; cytoplasm.
AAUGCGUCAAUUAAUAAUAUAAUUAAUAAAGGUUAUAAGAGAAUGAUUGAUAGAGUGGAUGCAGAAAGAAGAGAUUCACCACAACUCUAUACAGAAAAUAUUGAAGCAGAUCAACAUUUUAGCGAAGAAUCAGGUCAACACUUACCAGGAUAUAAAUGUGUUCAUGAUACUAUUGCUAAAGAUUUAGGUAUCAAUAGUGGUGAGAACUCUGCAAAAACCCCAAAUCAUCUUUUAAAAUCAAAUUUACAAAGCACACUUUCAAAUGUUUCAGAAACAUUAAGAUUUUAUUUCGAUACAACUUAUUUAUACAACCAAGCAGAUAUUUCAUCAUGCUCUAGUGUUGGUCAAGUAGUUUAUUUAGGAGGUGUAGCUUAUAAGUCCUCAGCCUUACCAUGUGAUGGUUCAAGCUCGGUAUGUGCCUACACUUGCAAAGCAGCAGAUAUUCUUUCAACCAAUGUUGCAAAUUUAAUUUCAAAAGAUAUUAUUACCACUAUUCAAGAUACUCUUGGCCAAAUGCUAUUGGUUAAUAGGGAGACCGGUAAUUUAAGAUUACCAAGGGUUGGUCGUGGUGCUUUAGGUAUCUGUGAUUAUGAUUAUACGGUACCAAAUAGUUAUUUUAAUCAAGGUGUUCCAAAUGCUGAUAUUGUUGUUUUUGUAACCUCAAGACCAGUUUAUUCAACUUCUACAAUUGCAUAUGCUGCACCAUGUAUUUAUAUAGAAGGUAACAGACCAGUAGCUGCUACAAUUAAUUUUAAUCCACGUUACUUUACACCAUUUGUUUCAGCAAAUAAACCAAGUAAUUUUAUUUUUAAUGAAUAUGUUCGUGUUGGUAUUCACGAAAUGACACAUGGCCUAGGUUUUACUAGUGAUUUUUUUAAAUAUUAUAGAAAUCAAAAUAAUCAACCAUAUUCAUCAACACCAGGAUCAAAAGUAACAAUUGUUGGUUAUACAGGUUCAAAUAUUCGUUUUAAUGUUAGCAGAAGAGCAAUUUCAACACCAUCAGUUAAAAGUUUUGUUAGAGAGCACUAUCAAUGCUAUGAUGAUGAAAAAGGAUAUCAAUUAUUAGAGGAUUAUGGUCAAGCCGGUACAGUUGGAAGUCAUUGGGAAAAGAGAACUGUUGGUGAAGAGUAUAUGUUAGGUUUUGUAUCACCAGUAUUCCCAAUUACCGGAUUAACAUUAUCACUUUUUGAAGACAUGGGUUGGUAUCAAGUUGAUAAAACUUUAGCAGAACCAUUUAUGUGGGGUAAAGGUUUAGGAUGCGAUUGGUUUAACAAUUGUGAUCGUAAAGGUUGGAAUUAUCCUGGUUAUUUCUGUGAAAAUAAAAAUACAAUUUCAUGCUCACCAACACGUGUCGGUAAAGGUGUAUGUAACCUUCAAACAGGUUGGAACAAUGUACCACCUGAAUACCAACACUUCCCAUCUUCUUCAACUGUCGGUGACUACAUUGCUGAUGGAUGUACAUUCUACGAUGUUGGUUCACAAGAAUAUUGUGUAGAUAGUUCAAAUAAUGAGGAUGCUGAUAGUUCCAUUGGAGAAUAUUACGGCGACGAUAGCAGAUGCUUUGAAUAUUCCUCAGCAACCAAUCCAAACAUUAAAAAUUUAGCUUGUUGGAAAUUCAGAUGCUCCAACGAUACAGAUCUUCAAAUCAAUGUAAAUAACAACUGGCUCAGCUGUACAUAUCCAGGAAGAACUUUCCUUGUUGGUUCAGUUUCAUUCGCAUGUCCAGAUUAUUUCUAUCCAUGU